This is a messenger RNA of Cydia strobilella, 705 nucleotides long. RefSeq names its product synaptic plasticity regulator PANTS. The coding region runs from base 169 to 645 and encodes 158 amino acids. Lineage: Eukaryota; Metazoa; Arthropoda; Insecta; Lepidoptera; Tortricidae. The transcript has 4 exons. The record is from RefSeq and is a predicted model, not a curated record.
CGCUAGUUGUCAAAUUUUGAACAUCGAAGAUAGAUUCAAUAGAUUGAUAUUGCUGAAAUUCAUGAAAGAAACUGAGUAAGCAAUGAGUAAGGUUAUGUUUCCUCGGUCUCCACAAAAUAAAUCAUCGUGAAUAUUCAUGAACUUUUAUAUUGUUAAUUGUUCUUGAAUAUGUCGCCAACAAACAGUGAAACAAGUACAACAAACGAAGAAACGACAAAGAGCCCAGUAGAAUUAGAUACAGACAAGUGGUUUAUAAGAGAUUGUGAAAUCUACAAGGAUGAAUACAAGGAGUGCACAAGUUUCCGCGGCCGUUUCCACCAGUACUUCAUUUUCGGUGAAACCCUCAACUGCAACCAGUGGAAGAAGGAUUAUUAUAACUGCUGCAAGUGGGAAUCUGACAGUGAUGAGAAGGCAGCGACAGCACUCAUAGAGAGUGAAAAGGCGCGUCGCUUGGAAAGACUAAAAGCCCACUACAGAAAUGACAUCUGGAAGAAGCGAGAGGGUCCACCCGCGGACUGGGAUAAACCUCUACCUGAGUGGAUGCAGAAGAGACAGGAGAACACAUACCUGGACCACAAAGCUAAGGAAUAUAGAGAAGGCACGCUAGGAGAGACUCCUGGAGAAUGGGGGUGUUCUAUCAUGUGAUAUAAUUAUAUACAAAUUAGCAUUAAUAUUUAAUAAAUAUAUGUAGGUGUUUGAGUUUUA